Messenger RNA from Mustela erminea (ermine), 1383 nucleotides. RefSeq names its product ring finger and CHY zinc finger domain containing 1 (gene RCHY1). The coding region runs from base 57 to 842 and encodes 261 amino acids. The record is from RefSeq and is a predicted model, not a curated record. The transcript is spliced from 9 exons. Gene Ontology annotation, cellular component: nucleus. Gene Ontology annotation, biological process: protein ubiquitination; ubiquitin-dependent protein catabolic process. Gene Ontology annotation, molecular function: ubiquitin protein ligase activity; zinc ion binding. NCBI's taxonomy places the organism in Eukaryota, Metazoa, Chordata, Mammalia, Carnivora, Mustelidae.
GGUUUUCGUCCUGCGGGGGGGGGGGGGUUCGCGGAGUUUGAGGGGAGGUGGCAGAGAUGGCGGCCUCGGCGCGGGAAGAUGGCGCCCGCGGCCAAAAGCAAGGGCGGCGGGGCUGCGAGCACUAUGACAGAGGCUGUCUCCUGAAGGCACCUUGCUGUGACAAACUUUAUACUUGUCGGUUGUGUCAUGAUAGCAACGAAGAUCAUCAGCUAGAUCGCUUUAAAGUAAAGGAAGUGCAGUGCAUAAACUGUGAAAAAAUUCAGCACGCCCAACAGACUUGCGAGGAAUGUAGCACAUUGUUUGGGGAAUAUUAUUGCAGUAUAUGUCAUCUCUUUGACAAAGACAAGAAACAGUAUCAUUGUGAAAGCUGUGGAAUUUGUAGGAUUGGUCCAAAGGAAGACUUUUUCCACUGUUUGAAAUGUAACUUAUGCCUAGCUAUGAAUCUCCAAGGAAAGCACAAGUGUAUUGAAAAUGUUUCCAGGCAGAAUUGUCCAAUAUGUUUGGAGGACAUUCACACAUCCCGUGUUGUUGCUCAUGUCUUGCCAUGUGGACAUCUUUUACAUAGAACGUGUUAUGAAGAAAUGUUGAAAGAAGGCUACAGAUGUCCAUUAUGUAUGCACUCUGCUUUAGAUAUGACUCGGUACUGGAGACAGCUGGAUGAUGAGGUAGCACAGACUCCUAUGCCAUCAGAAUACCAGAACAUGACUGUGGAUAUUCUCUGCAAUGAUUGCAAUGGGAGAUCUACAGUCCAGUUCCAUAUAUUAGGCAUGAAAUGUAAUAUUUGUGAAUCCUACAAUACUGCUCAAGCUGGAGGAUGUAGAAUUUCACUAGAUCAGCAAUGACCAGUGUAUGCUGCAUUGGAAAACUCAGCAUUUUCUGAUUAGAAAAAGGCUAUCUUUAGUAUUCUGUUGUCAUAAUGUGUCUAUGCAUUAGAGUUGAUGUGUUUUGUACUAGUGUCACAGCAUAAAAUCAUAUUACAUGGACUUAAGGAUUCAGGGUCUCUUUAUAGAAUUAUCAUAGCUUUAUAUUGGAUGAAAGCCACUGUGCUUGUCUUUUGAUUGGAGAUUCCUUUAGUGUCAGUUGUUUGGAAGCCAAUGAUGUUUGCCACUGAAAUUUAUAUCCAUAGAAGUAUAUCAUACUUCCAUGGAACUUUGCUUUAAGUGACACUAUGCACGAAGAGUUCAUUUCUAGUUCUUCAUAGAACUGCACUUAUUUCUCAGUAUUAUUCUUGACUUUUUAAGGGCUGUGCUAUAAUGAGAAGAUGUUCUUUCUUACUGUUGAAAUCUUAUUACAUAUACUUUAGAAUUUUCUAAGGCAGUCCUUGGGAUCCUGUAAAUGUGAAUUUUGAUGUAAUAACUGCUAAUAAAAUUAUAUUGAAACUGU